Sebastes umbrosus (honeycomb rockfish) is the source of this 1562-nucleotide messenger RNA. Its product is annotated as transcription termination factor 1, mitochondrial. Gene Ontology annotation, molecular function: double-stranded DNA binding. Lineage: Eukaryota; Metazoa; Chordata; Actinopteri; Perciformes; Sebastidae. The record is from RefSeq and is a predicted model, not a curated record. Gene Ontology annotation, cellular component: mitochondrial matrix. Gene Ontology annotation, biological process: regulation of DNA-templated transcription; termination of mitochondrial transcription. The transcript is spliced from 2 exons. The coding region runs from base 303 to 1463 and encodes 386 amino acids.
UUUUUUUUUUUUUUUUCUGCCAAUCUACUGCUCCACACUCCAGUCCAGUAGGUGACGGUAAUGCGCCUAUAAACUGGUUUGCCAAUCGCCAAUAAACACCAAAGAAGAAGAAGAAGAAUCUCGCGAGAGUUUAUUCAAAGUUACUCGUUUCCGGUUUGAUGUUGACACAGAGCUGUGAAGAACAGUGAAAGAAGCCUCAGCAGCAUGAUGAACUGUAGGAGGCUGAGAGACACCAAACGGUAAGAAACAAAUGGUCCACUAAAACCGCCAGUGAUGUCACAGUGUAGCCCUCCUCAUUAAACAUGGCAGCAGUAGCUGGAGUGAGGGCUCUCCUCAGCCUCCAUCGAUCGGUGGCGUUGCAGCGCAGCUUUGGGCUCAUUCCAAUACAGUUGACGUCAACCUGCCUUCCCAGGGGGCUUUGCAGUGCUCCUACAAAAAGUAAUGAGCCAAAGCCACCAGUGACCCCAGAGAAUGAGUCUCUGCUGGAUAAUCUCAAUCUCCUGGGAGUUGAUGUGAAGAAGGCACGUCAGCGUCAGCCUGGGGUGCUUCGUAAGGCUAUCACUAAUGAGCAAGGUCUCGCUCAGUUUCUUCAAGGUAAAGGUGCCAGCCGCAAAGUAAUCGCCGGCAUCAUAUCCCGUUAUCCCCGCGCCAUCACCCGCUCAAUUGAACACUUGGAACAGCGCUGGCAGCUGUGGAGAAACAUCUUCAAUACUGAUGAGGAAAUUGUGAGCAUCCUGGAUCGCUCACCUGAGUCUUUCUUCCGGUCCAGUGAUAAUGAGAGUUUGGAGAAGAACAUAGCUUUUCUGACCUCGCUGGGACUGAACACCAAAGACCUCCAUCGGCUGCUGACCACGGCGCCGCGGACAUUCUCCAACAGUUUAGAGCUCAACAGGCAGAUGGUGGAGUUUCUGGAAGACAUCUGUGCCGAGCUCGGUGGGAAGAAUCCAGAGCAGUUUGCCAAAGCCGUCAUAUCCAGAAACCUUUACAUUCUCAUCCGAAGCACUAAGAGAGUCAGGACAAACAUCGAUAUCCUGAGAACUUCUCUUAAGUUGAGCGAUUCAGAACUGCUUUCUCUUCUUCAAGGCCCUGGAGCAGAAAUACUCGACCUUUCCAAUGAAUAUCUGAAAAAUAAUUUUAACAGUCUCCAGCAGAAGAUGGUUUCAGUUGGGUGUCGGAAAACUGACAUAAAAAAACUAAUAAUCAACUAUCCAAUGGUUCUGUACAUUGGGCCGGACACGCUGAGCUCUAAACUGGACUGUCUGCUAAACGGAGGAAUAACAAUGAAGCAGAUACUGGAAAAGCCCAAAGUUUUAGACUACAGCACACAGAACAUUACAGGGCGACUAAAGGAGCUGCAGAGAGUGGGAUACGACUUCCAGAUGAAUGGCAUCAACAUCCUGGACUCGAGCCGAAAGCGGUUUGAUGCAAAGAUGGAAAGACUUGGUGCCUCACCAGACGACUGAAUGUAUUAUGAUGUCACAUAAUGUUGGAUGCUGCUUUUACUUGAAUUUUGCUUCUCAUCAAUCAUGUUUUGUUCAUUAAAACUAGAAUGUGAUUUCUGA